Messenger RNA from Beta vulgaris subsp. vulgaris (sugar beet), 390 nucleotides. RefSeq names its product secreted RxLR effector protein 161-like. NCBI's taxonomy places the organism in Eukaryota, Viridiplantae, Streptophyta, Magnoliopsida, Caryophyllales, Amaranthaceae. Bases 1 to 390 code for a protein of 129 amino acids. The record is from RefSeq and is a predicted model, not a curated record. The transcript is spliced from 2 exons.
AUGAAGGAUUUGCACAUGCAAAGCUUUAGGGGGCGUUUGGUUGUGGGGCUUCAAGAAAGGGCAGUCAAGAGGAUCUUUCGGUAUCUUAGUGGUACGUCAUAUAUUGGUAUCAUCUAUGGAGGUGAUAUCGCAUGUUUAGUUGCGGAAUAUUCUGAUUCUGAUUAUGCUGGAGAUGUGGAUGGUAGAAGAUCUAUGAUUGGUUAUGUGUUCACUCUUGGUGAUUCUGUGGUAAGUUGGAAAGCAACUUUGCAGCCUACGGUAACUUUGUCUACUACUGAGGCAAAGUAUAUGGCCUUGACGGAAGCAACUAAGGAGGGAAUCUGCUUAAAGAGGUUAAUUAGUGAUUUGGGUCUACAUCAUGAUAAGGCAACAAUGUAUUCCGACAGCUAA